AUGCGGCGGCGCGUCGGCGGGGUCGAGGUCGUCGUGGAGGACGAGAGGCGGCGGCCAGUGCGCGACGGUCGUCGUCAUGGCCGGCCGGCCGCGCGAGGUGGAGUGAUGUGCGCGGGCCGCGCCGCGGUCGUUGCGUGUUCCGAUGUUUUGACUCUCUUCUGCUCGCUCGUCGCGUUCGCGCGUAAAAAUAUCGCCACGUGUCGGGUACUUCCAGCAGACGUCAGGACGCGUCCGCCGGCCGGCCGCCGCGGCAAUCCGCGUCGCGCGUCCGCCGCCAUGGCCAUCUCGACGACCGUCGGCUCCGUGCUGGACGUCCCCGAAGCCGAGCUCGCGUCGAUGCCGACGCGCGCGCUCAAGUCGCUCGCGAUUCGCGCGGGGCUGGAGCCGGAAUGGGAAGCGAUCGCGAGCGCGCAUCGCGCGGACCUCGUGCGCGCGCUCGCGGCGACGCGCCGCGAGCACGUCGCGUUCGUUCGCUCCGUGACCGAACUCGGCGGGCGCGACGUCGCGAUCGCGCUGGGCGUCCGAGAGAUCGAGGACGACGUCCGAGGGAAGAGCGCGGCCGCGGCGGCGACGCGCGCGUCGAUGAAGCGCGCGAUGGAGACCGCGGUCGACGCCGCGGUGCACGUCGUCCCGAGCGGCAGCGGCGUGCACAUCGGCGGCGGGUGGAUCCUCACGUGCGCGCACUGCGUCUGCAGGGACGGCGACGCCACGGACGAGGAGGAGAGCGACGGCGAUUUCGGCGGCGACGGCGACGACGGCGUCGUCGUCGUCGACCUGACGACGUCGCCGCCGACGUCGCCGAAAAAGAAGCGGAAGGCGGCCGCGCCGCCUCAAACGCCGCGGCGCGUCGGUCGCGUUAAGGACCUCGUGACCGUGGACGGGACCGUCGUCGCGGGCGAGUGCGUUCACGCGGACGAGGGGAAAGAUCUCGCGCUUCUGAAGCUCGUCGCGGCGCCGCCGGCGUCGCUUCGCGCCGCCGGCGUCGCGCCGGCGCCGGCGCCGGCGCCGAAGACGAAGACUCACAGGACGCGCGUCGUCGUCGUCGGGAACCCGCACGACUGGGACCUGGAGCUUCCGUCCGGGGCGGCGCCGAGGAAGAUGGGGUACACGCCGUUCUGGGUGAGUAACGGACACGCUUUGGGCGUUUUAUCGGCGGAGGCGGCGAGCGAGAAGGGCCUUGGUCGACAGAUGCACACCGCGUGGACGUAUUGGGGUCACAGCGGCGCGGCGCUGUUUCGAGCGUCGGACGCGCGCGUGGUGGGCGUGCACAACUCCUGGGACGAGGGCAACGACGCGAUGCGGCACGCGGUGUGCUUGGAAGAUCUCCGCGCGUUCUUAGACGCGACCGGGGUGGAGUACUACGGUCGCGGCGACGACGGGUGACGACGACCGUGUGUGAGUAGACUGAGUAGUACAGUACAGUAGUACGCUAUGAUCGGUGUAUGCGU
Molecule: messenger RNA, 1448 nt
Organism: Micromonas pusilla CCMP1545
Lineage: Eukaryota; Viridiplantae; Chlorophyta; Mamiellophyceae; Mamiellales; Mamiellaceae
Exons: 1
Coding region: 1-1383 (460 amino acids)
Source: RefSeq, a predicted model, not a curated record